UUUUCUCUCCAAAAUUUUCACUUUACAAAAUUUCAAUCAUUUUUCUAUCUUCAUUUCAAUUCAAAUUCUUCUUAUUCCUUGUUUUUUUUCCUGGCUUUUCACCAUCAUAAUGAUGAUGAAUAAUAUGAUCAAAGAUUUCAAACAGGUUGAUAAAACUAAUCUUGAACAAAUGACUUUAAAUCUUUGGAAUGAUAGUUCUAUCAAUGUUAAUAAUAAUGGUUUGAAUACAAUUCUGGAAGAAUCAUCAAAUGAUUCAUUAGAUUCGGGUAUUAGUAUGGUGGAAAAACGUGAAUCAUGGCGUCAAUCAUCAACAUCACCAUUUCGAACAACAAAUAUGAAUCGAACAACAAUGAUGAUGAAUAAUGUGGAUCAUUCAAAUCAAUUAUUGAUGCCGGUUAUUAAUCGUCGACCAUCAUCAUCAUCAUCGAAUUUGGUUAUGAAUGGCGAUUCAUUAAUGAAUCAAAUGUGUACAUUAUAUACCGAUAUGUCAUUCGAUGAUCGUAUAUUUUUUGGUGUACAUAAUUUUUUCCUAUUGAAAUGUUCAUUAUCCGAAAAUCAAUGUAAUGUUGAUUUUUCUGCAAACAAUAAUAAGGUAUCGAUAAUUGGUAAAGCGGAAAAUGUAGCCAAAAUUUGUAAAUCAUUUUUUCUACAUUCAACAUUUGCAUUACAAUUUGAAUUCUAUUUUUUUGAUGAAACAACAUGUGCUGAUUAUAUGAAAGAACGUUUUCCAUCAGUACAAAAAGAAUAUGAACAAUGGGAUGUUUAUAUAUCGUAUCGUCCGGAAAAGCCAAACAUAUUAUUGUUUACAUUUUUAACAUUUCGAAAAUUUUUCGUUCGUCUUAUUCAAUCGAUGAUAAAUUUUCAAAUGCAAUUAGAAUUCUAUCAAUUAGGUCGUGUAAUGCCAAAUUUUAUGAGUACAUUACAAAUACCGAUUACUCGGCGUGAAGGAAAUCUUAUCAAUAGUAAUUAUUUGGAAUCAAUUGAACAUGAAACCGGUACUAAAAUCAAAUUAAUUCGUUAUCAUGAUUGUCAUCAUUAUCCAUUUGGAAAUGUUAUCAUUACUGGUGUUGAUAUUUUAUCGGUUAUACAGGCUCGUUGGUUGAUUACUACACGUUUUGAAUAUGAAUUAAAAUUUCAGGUUACCAUAUCGGAUAUAUCAUUACUGGUAAAAUGUAUUUCAAGUUUGAACUAUGAUCGAAGUUUGAUCGAAGUGACCAUAUCACCAUGUGCAUCGAACCCAAGUUUAGACUCAAAAAUUCUAUCAAUCAAAACAAAUGAAAAACAUAUUGAUAAAAUAUUUUCCAUUCAUAAAGAACUUAUUGAUUCAAUGAUGAUCAAUGGUAUUAUUGCCAAACACUAAACAUUUGAUCACAAAAUUAACCCCAAAGAAUAAUUUUUUUUGGCCCAAAUAUUAUUAUUACUUUUUCAUAUCAAAAAUUGUCGACAUUGUCGUUGAUAUCAAUCUCAAUUAUCUUUGAUGAUUAAUUUUCUUUAAAUUUUUGUUGUUUCUUGAUCUUUCAAUGUUUAUC
Molecule: messenger RNA, 1529 nt
Organism: Dermatophagoides pteronyssinus (European house dust mite)
Lineage: Eukaryota; Metazoa; Arthropoda; Arachnida; Sarcoptiformes; Pyroglyphidae
Source: RefSeq, a predicted model, not a curated record